UUUGGAAGACGGAGAGAGAAUGCACUCGACGUAUUUACGAGCCCAAGCUGCCCGCACAGUCACACACGACAUACCGCUACAAUGAGCACUGUGAAAGCUGUGGUUCUCAUCUCCGGGGACAACAACAUUAGAGGCUCUCUCAAUUUCGUCCAGGACCCCUACGGUUCAACCCAUGUGAAAGGGAGGAUUACUGGACUCUCACCUGGCCUUCACGGCUUCCAUAUUCACGCUCUUGGCGAUACAACCAAUGGCUGCAACUCCACUGGUCCUCAUUUCAACCCACUGAAGAAGUAUCAUGGAUCUCCUAUGGAUAAAGAGCGUCACGCUGGUGAUUUGGGUAACAUUGUUGCAGGCCCAGAUGGAGUAGCUGAAAUUUCCAUCAAGGAUGAUCAGAUUCUGCUCAGUGGUCCUCAUUCCAUACUUGGGAGGGCGGUUGUUGUGCACGCUGAUCCUGAUGAUCUUGGUAGAGGUGGACAUGAACUUAGCAAGACUACCGGGAAUGCAGGUGCAAGAGUUGGAUGUGGUAUCAUUGGACUUCAAUCGUCAGUUUAGGCUGGAUUGCUUGUGUAUAAUCGACAGGUUCGAAAGAGAAACCGUGAUGCAAUGUGUAGUUUAUAUUAUUACCCAAUAACCACGUUGAUAGUUUCUGUAAUGUCCUUGAAAAGCACUUUGGAAUUUACAUGAUAAUAAAUGCAAAAUUGGAAGUAGUUCUCAUCAA
Molecule: messenger RNA, 718 nt
Organism: Carya illinoinensis
Lineage: Eukaryota; Viridiplantae; Streptophyta; Magnoliopsida; Fagales; Juglandaceae
Product: superoxide dismutase [Cu-Zn] 2
Exons: 7
Coding region: 82-552 (156 amino acids)
Biological process (GO): removal of superoxide radicals
Molecular function (GO): superoxide dismutase activity; copper ion binding
Source: RefSeq, a predicted model, not a curated record